Molecule: messenger RNA, 556 nt
Organism: Ostertagia ostertagi
Lineage: Eukaryota; Metazoa; Nematoda; Chromadorea; Rhabditida; Trichostrongylidae
Source: the annotation of a GenBank genome assembly
AUGACUCGAUUGACUAACAGUCUCGUUGGAACUACCGCAGCCACCUCGGCUGUUCUGAUCGUCGUCGCCGUGUUCUCCGUGGGCUAUGUGGUUAACGACCUCAACAACUUCUAUAGCGAUUCUGUACAGAGGAUUGAAGAAUUCAAGAGUGUUGCUGACGAUGCAUGGGAGAAGAUGAUCCAAAUAGACGGAGGAGCGCGAUUUGCUCGUCAAGCUUACGGUGACAGUGGAGUGGAUAAUGAACCCGAAGUCACGAAACCGACUAAUGGACCGCAGCCAGACUCUUGCCCAGUAGGCCCUCCAGGUCCACCUGGAGCUCCGGGAGAGCCCGGAGCCGAUGGAGAUAGAGGACAAGACGGCAACCCUGGUGUUGAUGGUACCGGCUCCGCAACCAUAGACGCAUACACUCAAGAAUGCACCGUUUGUCCUGCUGGUCCCCCAGGACCACCUGGACCCGAUGGACAUCCAGGAAGCCCCGGCCCUGACGGAAAUCCCGGCACCGUUGGUGAAGCUGCACACGAUGGAACUCCAGGGGAACCAGGGCCUAGUGGAGAUC